GCUGCAGUCUUUCAGCAACAGAGUUUAGGCUGUGUCUUUGCUUCAUCAUCUGAGGAAAAAAUCCUCAGAUAAGUCACAAGGCUUUCUGAGAAAAAAAACCCCAAAACAUUACAGGCUGCUCAUCGUUUCGUGUGAGAAUUAGUUACCAUGAUGCGAUGGGAAAGAUAUGGCUGUUUGUUUAUAUCAGAUGUUCCUGUUCACGUUGGGAAUGUGUCGAAUAGACAGGGCUAAACAAGGUCAGUGACUUAAAAAGUGCCUUUGCCAAGUCACUUUUACGAGCGAGGACUGCUACACCCGUGUUCUCAAAAUCCCGUCUUUGCCAGCCAGACAUUGCCUUCACCUUACACCUGGCAGAAGAUACCUCAGCUGUCUCCAUUUGCCAAUUAGUUGAUGGGAAACUGAAAGCAGAAAAAGGAUUAUUAUUAUUAUUCCUGGGACAUGAGCAAAUGACUGCAUUGCUUUUCUCGUGUAAUCAAUACCGGCAAGCAACCAUCAGAGGACUGCUAUUCUAUCAAGGAGUGCCAUUGCCUUGAUGGACCUUGGCUUAAAACCGGUGCAUCCGUGAUUACAAUCAACAAACCCACGUGUUUUACAGACAGAAAUGCGACUGAGCAUGUGUUUUCCCAGCCAAAAGUCUACAAGCGGGACUUAAUGAUUGAUGAGUAACUGCUUGCUGAUAAACUUUCUCUGCUUGUUCUGCUUUGCGUGUGUUGAACGUCGUUAAUCGUCCCCCACUGUUUGUUUUUUUAACUUUCUUUUCAAUUAGAAUUGAAGUUAUUUUUUUCCGAUCCCCUCCCUACCACCCUCCCCUCCCCUUUCCUUUGUCAUUAGUUUUGGAAAUUUCUUCAGCGUAAUUCACCUGACAGCAGCUUACAAGUUCAAAAUCAGCUUCUCAUCAUGGCUUUGAAUGUUGCUCCCGUAAGAGAUACAAAAUGGCUGACAUUAGAAGUGUGCAGGCAGUUUCAGAGGGGAACUUGUUCACGCUCUGAUGAAGAAUGCAAAUUUGCACACCCCCCCAAAAGUUGCCAGGUUGAAAAUGGAAGAGUUAUUGCCUGCUUUGAUUCCUUAAAGGGUCGUUGUACAAGGGAGAACUGCAAGUACCUUCAUCCACCAACACAUUUAAAAACUCAACUGGAAAUCAAUGGCAGGAACAACUUAAUUCAACAAAAAACUGCAGCAGCAAUGCUUGCCCAGCAAAUGCAGUUCAUGUUUCCAGGGACACCACUACAGCCAGUGCCCACAUUUCCAGUGGGUCCCACAAUAGGAACGAACACGGCUAUUAGCUUUGCUCCUUACCUAACGCCAGUAACACCAGGAGUUGGCUUAGUCCCGACUGAGAUCCUACCCACGCCGCCUGUCAUUGUUCCUGGAAGUCCACCGGUUUCAGUCCCCAGUUCAACUGCUACCCAGAAACUCCUCAGGACUGAUAAACUGGAGGUGUGCAGGGAGUUCCAGCGGGGGAACUGCGCGCGUGGAGAGACUGAUUGCCGCUUUGCGCAUCCGGCAGACAGCACAAUGAUUGACACAAACGACAACACCGUAACCGUGUGUAUGGAUUACAUAAAAGGUCGUUGCAUGAGGGAGAAAUGCAAGUAUUUUCACCCUCCUGCACAUUUGCAGGCCAAAAUCAAAGCGGCGCAACACCAAGCCAACCAGGCUGCAGUGGCAGCCCAGGCAGCUGCGGCAGCUGCGACUGUGAUGACUCAGUCGACUGCCAAAGCAAUGAAGCGACCUCUCGAAGCAACUGUAGACCUGGCCUUUCCUCCUGGUGUUCUUCACCCUUUACCAAAGAGACAAGCACUUGAAAAAAGCAAUGGUGCCAGUGCCGUUUUCAAUCCCAGUGUCUUGCACUAUCAACAGGCUCUUGCCAAUGCUCAGUUGCAGCAACAUGCAGCGUUUAUCCCAACAGGGUCAGUUUUGUGCAUGACACCCGCUACCAGUAUUGUACCCAUGAUGCACAACGCUACGGCCGCCACUGUCUCUGCAGCAACAACUCCUGCAACAAGUGUUCCCUUCGCCGCAACAGCCACAGCAAAUCAGAUAAUCCUGAAAUAGCUGGCAGGAGUGGAACGGAGUGUCACGAAGCCUCCCUGCGGACGGCCAAGCACGGCUACUGUACAUACUACCCCGUCUCCUCCUCUCUAGAGUUGCCACAAACUGCAUGCUAAGUCAAGAAUUUGUUCUUAUGGACAAAUCAAAAAACUCAAAAAAGCUAGUGCUGCUAUGUCAUAUAUGAAUAUUAAAUAUGGUAUGCUUACUAUACUCCAACCUAAAAUA
Molecule: messenger RNA, 2277 nt
Organism: Cyanistes caeruleus (blue tit)
Lineage: Eukaryota; Metazoa; Chordata; Aves; Passeriformes; Paridae
Gene: MBNL2
Product: muscleblind like splicing regulator 2
Biological process (GO): regulation of RNA splicing
Cellular component (GO): cytoplasm; nucleoplasm
Molecular function (GO): RNA binding; metal ion binding
Source: RefSeq, a predicted model, not a curated record